Clunio marinus is the source of this 10997-nucleotide messenger RNA. NCBI's taxonomy places the organism in Eukaryota, Metazoa, Arthropoda, Insecta, Diptera, Chironomidae. The record is from the annotation of a GenBank genome assembly.
AUGGUGGAACUUGCUUUAAUAUGUUUGACACCUUCAGAUGCGAAUGCCCUUCAAACUGGGAAGGUCCAACUUGUACCCUCGAUGUCAAUGAAUGUUCAAAAUAUGUUGGAACUGAUCUUGGAUGUCAAAAUGGUGCGACAUGUAUCAACACACCGGGAUCAUAUCAGCAAAUGUGCUUGUACUGAACCAUGGAAAGGACAAAAUUGUAACAGAAAAAAUGUUGAUUGUUUGCAAGUCCCACAAAGUGAGAUUUGUGGACAUGGUACGUGUGUUCAAACGAAAUCUAAACUCGGUUUCACUUGCAUUUGUGAACAAGGAUGGAGAAUGAAUAAUGAAACUCAAGCUUGCACUUAUGAUGUUAACGAAUGUACUGAGAUGAGACCACAUUGUUCUGUUGAUCCCUUGGUUGUUUGUAUUAACACACCUGGUUCGUUUGUGUGUGGACCUUGUCCGGCAGGUUUCACUGGAAAUGGUUUUGCUUGUACAGACAUUAACGAAUGUGAGCUAAACAACGGAGGCUGCAGUGUUUCACCUAAAGUUGAAUGCAUCAAUUCAAGGGGCUCAUAUCGUUGUGGUAGUUGCCCAUUUGGGUAUGAUGGCGAUGGAAUUUCGUGCAUACCAACUGCUUUACGCCCUAACCAGCAAUGCUCCGAUAACAGUAUCUGUAAUGUUAACGCCCAGUGUAUUCAAUAUCCAAACAGCCCACCCAUGUGCAUAUGCAAACUUGGGUAUAUUGGAAAUGGUUUUGGACCCAAUGGAUGUACUUUGACUACAAUAGAUCCUUGUUCAGUUCUAAGAUGUAAGAAUGGAGGAACAUGCGAGAAUAAUGGAACAACAGUUCGCUGCAAAUGCCCUCCAGGGACAAGUCAACCACUUUGUGAUCGUACUUACGAUGCUUGUGACUCAAGUCCAUGCAUGAACGGUGGCAAUUGCACAUCGAGAUUUGGAAGACGAUUUUUAUGUGCUUGCCCGAAAGGCUUCGUCGGAAACAGAUGUCAAAAUCAAUUAAGAAGAUGUGGGGGUGUGAGAAAUGAAGAAAACGGAACACUUCGCUAUCCAGAAGAAGAAAGUACUUUUUAUAAUCACAAUUCAAGAUGUGCUUGGCUUAUCAAGACAAAUCACACAAAAGUCUUAAAUGUUACAUUCAAAACAUUUAAUAUUGAACCAUCAGCAGAUUGUCGAUUCGAUUGGUUGCAAAUUCAUGAUGGUCGUUCAUCUUCAUCUUAUAUGGUUGGGAGAUUUUGUGGAAAUCAAUUGCCAAAAGGCGGAAACAUCAUUUCAACACACAAUCAACUUUAUCUUUGGUUCCGAUCUGAUAAUAGUACAGCACAUGAAGGGUUUGAAUUAUCAUGGACAUCAAUUGAUCCUGAGUGUGGGGGCGAGUUGAACAUAUCAACACAUGGAACAAUUUCUAGCCCUGGAGCACCAGGGAAUUAUCCAAUAAACCGUGACUGCGAAUGGUUUUUAACAGCACCACCUGGAAAGCGCAUCCAAUUUUUAUUCUACACGAUGAUGAUUGAAGCUCAUGAAAACUGUGGUUAUGACUUUGUUGAAAUUCACAGCGGCUUGGGAUCUGAAACACCAAGCUUGGGGAAGUUUUGCAACACAACAAACCCAGCACCAAUUCUCACGCCAAGCAAUACGGCAACAAUUCGUUUUCAUUCUGAUGGUGAUUCCAACGAUGCUGGCUUUCAAAUUGCUUUCUCUGUUGUCGCAGGUUUGCCAGGCUGUGGUGGAACAUACACAAGUCCGAAAGGCGACGUCAUGUCUCCAACAUCUAUUGCCGAUGGCAUGUAUAAGCACAAUGUUGUCUGUGAUUAUGUUAUUCAAGUUCCUAUUGAUUCUCGUGUUCGUGUUGAAUUUAAAAAGUUUUCUCUUGAAGACAGCACAUCAUGUAAAUUCGAUAAAGUUGAGGGAAGUGUAUACGAUGAAGAAAAGUUAAUUGGACGUUAUUGUGGCAAAACAAUGCCACCUCUAAUUACAUCACAAACAAAUGUAUUGACGGUGAAAUUCACAUCUGAUUGGUCAUCAAAUGACGAAGGUUUUGCAUUUGAAUAUCAGUUGGUUUGUGGAGGUGUUUUUACUUCCGAUAGUGGUAACAUUUCCAGUCCUAAUUAUCCAAUGCCAUAUGCUGGUGAAAGAAACUGCGAAUAUGAUCUCGUAGCUCCACAGGGGAAAAUAAUUUUGCUAAACAUUCUCGACUUAGAUAUCGAGCAACAUUCGGUAUGUGAGUUUGAUAAUCUUGAAAUUUAUGACGGAUUUAAAGCAGACAACGCAACAAGUUUAGGACGUUUCUGUGGUCAAAUAAAGCCAGGUUCUUUCACAUCUACCUUCAAUCACAUGCAUAUCCAUUUCUCAUCUGACUCUUCAAUAAAUGGCCGUGGCUUUGCAGCCCAAUAUUCGUUUAUGGAUGUUGAGUGUGGUGGAAUCAUAAAAAAUUCAAGUGAAAUCAUCAAAUCACCAAUGGAUGCUGACGACGAUGGAGUUUAUAAAUCCAAUGCAGAUUGUCGUUGGCUUGUGCAUGCCCCAUUGGGUCAUGUUAUUCAAAUGAAUUUUUUGAACUUUGAUUUGGAACAAGACUCAAUGUGUAAAUAUGAUUUCGUCACAAUUUAUAAUAAUGGUUCAGAUAGAGUAGAUCAAAUGGGACCAUUCUGUGGAAGUAACGUGCCAAAAGUUAUCACAACCACAAGCAAUGUCGCAACAAUUUAUUUUCAUACUGAUUCGUCAACUGCUAAAGAUGGCUUCACGAUAAGUUUGUCGUUUAUUGAAAGUAAUAAAUUGUGUGGCGCCAAUUAUUUCUCAUCGCAAGGUGUUAUCAAUAGUCCGGGAAAACCGGAAUAUUUGUCAAAUAAGGAAUGUGAAUGGACAAUUAUCGUUCCCAAUGGACAACAAAUUGAAUUGAUAUUCAACUAUUUGGAUAUCGAAUCUCACGCAACAUGUCGUUUUGAUGGACUGGAAAUAAGAAACGGCGCUAAUGUUUUUGCACCUUUAAUUGGAAAAUUUUGUGGAUCAGAAGUUCCAGCACCAAUCAGAUCAUUUGGUCAUGAAUUAUAUUUGAAAUUCUAUUCUGAUUCAUCACGGAGUGGUAAAGGAUUUGAAAUUGAAUGGGAUGGAACAUCAGGUGGAUGUGGUGGACAAAUAUCAUCGACCAAAGGUUCAAUUUCAAGUCCAGGUUAUCCGAAAUCUUAUGCACACAACGCGCAAUGUGAAUGGCGAAUAUCUGUUAAUGAAGGAUCAAUGAUUGAAAUUAUUUUCACUGAUCUCGACUUGGAAACUGAAAGUGACUGUAAAUAUGAUUAUGUUGAAAUAUUUGAUGGUGCAGAUGCGAGUACAAAAAGUGCAGGGAAAUUCUGCUCAAGUGAAAAUCAUCCAAUGCACUUGCAAAUGUCAUCAAAUCAUGCAUUGAUUAGAAUGAGCUCAGACGAUUCGCAUAGUGGACGAGGAUUCUUCUUAAAAUAUUCUGCUCUGUGCAAUCGAACGAUUCAAAUGGACUCGGGUAUCCUGGAAUCACCUCACUUUCCAAAUGAUUAUCCAAGUAACAUUGACUGUGCAUGGACGAUCGUUGUUUCAAAAGGAAACAAAAUAAACUUACAAUUUUCUCAUUUUUAUCUUGAAAAUGACAAUCAAUAUCUCAAUGACACAAAUGAACAUGUUUGUGCGUAUGAUUAUUUGGAAAUAUUUGAACUUGAUUAUGAAACGAAGAGCGAGAAAAGUCAAAAAUUGAAGUAUUGUAACAAAGCUCCAGAAAGUCGUACAACUACAACCGAUGCUGUUGUUAUCAUUUUUCAUACUGACGCAUCUGCUACUGGAACAGGAUUUAGAAUGGAAUGGACUAAUGAAGGUUGUGGUGGAAAGCUUUAUCAUCCAGAAGGAGCUAUUUUGUCUCCAAAUUAUCCGAAGAAAUAUAGCCAUGAGAUGGUUUGUCUGUGGGAAAUAACUGCUGAUUAUGGACAUAAUAUUGAGUUGACAGUCAACGACAUUGAUAUGGAACAAUCGGAUGCAUGUGAAUUUGAUUAUCUCAAGGUUUCAAAUGAACCAACUUUUAAUCAUACAAUUAUGAAAUUGUGCAAGAGUCAACAUCAACCAACAAAAAUAACAUCAGAUGGUCAUAAAAUGUACAUCACAUUUGUCUCAGAUGAAUCGCAUAAUUCCAAAGGCUUCGAUUUAUCAUAUAAAACUGUGAUCGCGAAAUGUGGUGGAUCUUUUGUUGGUACAAGUGGAACAAUUGCAACUCCAAAAUAUCCCACUGAAAAUUACGAGAAUAAUCAGAUUUGUGAGUGGAAUAUAAAAACCGAUCCAUCGCAUUCAAUUUUAUUCCAAUUUACUGACUUUGAUUUAGAAUCGAGUACUAAUUGUACAAAAGAUUAUGUUGAAAUUUAUGAUCCAAUUUUUAACAGCACUUUAUGGAAAGGAUGUGGCAAUCAAAUGCCUAAUCAAACAAGUUUCAGAUCGAAACGAAACGAAUUAAAUGUGAGACUUGUUUCUGAUGAUGAAAUCACAGCGAAAGGAUUCAAAGGAAACUUCACAAACAGUUGUGGUGGUCGAAUAGUUACUAACGAUACUGGUGAAUUCAUCUAUCGAAGGAAUAAUGAGAACAACGAUUGUUUAUGGACCAUUGUAUCAGAAGAUCUUUCAAAAAAAGUUGUGCUAACGUUUACUUACCUAAAAGUUUUUGAUUUUGAAGUUGCGGAUAACUGUCAGUCAAAGGUUGAAGUUUUUGAGGGUGAAUCAGAUCAAGGCAAUCUUAAGACAUUCUUCUGUGGUCCAAAAGUCCCACCAGCAAUCUUCAGUUAUGGCAAUGCAUUAACUAUUAAAUUAAAUUCAAGCACGGUGAAUUCUUUUAUGGAAUUUGAUAUUCAUUAUACAGUCCUCGAUAAUGCAUGUGGUGGUACAUACACAACAAGUAUGUCUGGUGAAUUUUCUUCACCAAAUUAUCCUGACUCUUCACCUUUGGGUAAUUACUGCAUCUGGUGGAUUUUGGCAAGUCAAGGAAACAAAUUAUCAUUGACAAUAAAGGACAUCAACAUUGCAUCAUCUCCCAACUGUAAUGAAAACUACUUGGAAAUAAGAAAGGUUGAUGGAGGUGGUCCAUUAGUUGGAGUUUAUUGUGGCGAUGAAAUUCCGGCAAACCUCGGAGAUUCUCAAAAUUAUUGGAUCAAAUAUCAAACAGGUCAAUCGUCAACAAGCAAAGGUUUUCUCGCUGAAUUCUUUUACAUAAAAAAUUCUGAUUUAAGUGGACAGUCAGGAGUAAUUGAAUCACCAUUUUAUCCCAAAUUUGUGUCAGCAUAUCAUGAAUUUAGUUACCGAAUAACAGUUUCUUCAGGUUUUGCAAUUCGAUUGGAAUUUCCAAUUUUUUACAUGGAAGAAGAAGAUGAAAGUGAUUGCAAUUCUUACUUAAUCAUUUACAAUGGAUAUGACGAUACAGCACCUUACCUGAAAGAUGCAUUUUGCUCACAAAAUGCAGAAUCAAUUACAAGUGAAACGAAUACUGUUUUCAUCAAAUUCGUAAACAGUUAUGUGUCGAAGUCAAAGUUUCAAAUAGCAUGGCAGGAAGUGGAAAUGCUUACAACAUCUCUUGAAGAAGAAGACAGCGAGUGUGGCGAUCAUGUGAUAGCAUUAAGAAAUAUUUCUGAAAAGUUAAACAUUUCAUCACCUGGUUAUCCUUAUGGAUAUGCUUCUGGUUUGAUAUGUCAUUGGACGAUCAUGUCUUUAGAUCAAUCGUUUCAUCCUUAUAUUGUGUUCAAAGACGUCAAUUUGGAAGAUUCGACGGACUGCAUCUCUGAUUACGUAUCCAUUGCUGUUGAUAGAGAUGAUCGAACAUGGAAGGAAAUUGCAAAAAUAUGCGAUGUUGACACUCGAAAUAGAAAAUGGUUCGAAGGAACUCCAAACUUAAAUAUUACUUUCAAAAGUGAUUACGGGUUAAACAAGACAGGUUUUUAUGCUCUGGCAGGACUUAAAUGUGGUGGAAGGAUGACCAACUCUGAAGGUCUCAUCGAUAUGAACAACACAAUAAAUUAUAUGAGUGACUAUUAUGAUUGUGCAUGGAACAUCACAGUAGGACGAGGGAAAACAAUCCAAUUUGAGUUUCUCCUAUUAAAUAUUACGAAUAAGACAGAAGGUUGCGAAAGUUAUGUUUCGAUACAUAAUGGAAUUGAUUUUGCUUCACCUCUUCUUGGAGAUGGAACAUUCUGUGGAGAAGGAAGACCAGAAAUUCCAGCGACAAGUAGCAAUCGAGCUUAUGUUAAGUUCAAAAAUACGAUGUACAAAAAUAGAUUCAUAUUGCGUUAUUAUGAGAUUCAACAUAAGUGCGGAGGUGAGAUUCGGCUUACUGCAACUAAAAGUUCAGCAAUUAUUUCAUCACCAAAUUAUCCAAACAUCCCUCCGCCGCACAUCGAAUGUACUUGGACGGUUUUUGCACCAAUUGGUGAAACAGUAAAACUUGACUUUGUGCAAAGAUUUGAUUUGACCUACACGAGAGAUUGCACAAAAGAAUAUGUCGAGUUACGAGAUGGAUCCACAGUUACAUCACGUUGGAUUGGAACAUUUUGCAGCGAAAUGCCAACUACGCAAUAUUCAAAAUCGAAUGUUUUAUUCGUCAAGUUCUUCACCGAUGUUAUUGAGCCUAAAAACGGAUUCAAAGCAAAUGUCUCGAUAGGAACAUGUGGUGGAUCGAAAAGACAAAAAAUGGGAUACUUGACUUCGCCAAAAUAUCCAGGACUUGGAGCUUAUCCAAGCAACGCUCAAUGUGAAUAUCGUUUUAUGUUUGCUUCGAGAAACAUUUAUAAUAUUACAAUUUUGGACAUGGAUCUUCCAUUGCCAAAUAGAACAGAAUGCGAUCGUACUCAAGAUCACAUAACAAUUUAUUCGAUCAUUCCAAAUUUUAAUGGAAGUCAAACUGAAAACUUGUUUGAAGAAGGCACUUAUUGUGGUGAUACGCAUCAAUCAAUUCUCAGCACUUCAUUUUAUAUUAUGAUCAAAUUCAAAACUUUCAAGAAGACACGCAAUCUUUAUAAAGGCUUUAAAUUGUUUUUCAACUCAACGAAUAGUGCUUGUGGCGGAGAUAUCAGUGGUGAAAAUGGCGUCAUUACGUCACCUGGAUAUCCAACGAAAUAUCUAACAAGAAUUUAUUGUGAAUGGAGAAUUACGGUUCCUAAAGGUCGUCGAGUUAAAGUUGACAUUCUUGACGUUGAUUUCCUCACUACUUUGUACACGCAACGAUUAUCAAUUUACAAAGACUUCAAAUACUUCAGUCCCGUUAAUGUUAAUUCGACACUAAGUGGACCUAUUCUGUCUUCAGAUAAUCGGUUGAUGAUCUCAUAUCGAGUUCGUACACCAUCAGGAAAUCGUGGAUUUAAAUUGGAGUUUUCAAGUGAUGAAAAAACUAUUUGUGAAGGUGAUUUGAAUCAAUCGGAAGGUGAAAUUUUCUCAUUAGCACCAUUAAAUCUGACUUCAUAUAAUUGCUUAUACAGUCGUGAUCCCACACCAAUUUAUAGUAAUUCUCUCAACAAAGGAACUUUAGCUUAUUAUUUCAAAGAUAUUAAAAUUGAUUCCCGAAGAGGGAAGACUUACGGCUGUAGAUAUGUUAAUACAGUGAUUAAUGUUAUGCGUCGUUCAGGCGUCAAUGAUGAAGAAAAGUAUUUGGCGAGAUUAUGUGGAAAUGCAACAACUGAAGAAACUGUUCUGUCACCAUUCCCAGAUGUCGAUAUUGAAAUCAGCAAAUCUAGUAGCAAUGGUGACAUAGAUUUUACAAUGAAAUAUAAAACUCAUAAAUGUGGAGGGAUAAUUAAUGAUGAUGGAAUUAACUCAAUCAGAAAUGUUCCAUCAGACGCUUCUACAGAAAAAGUUUUUGAUUGCGCAUGGUUUGUUAAAUAUCAGGAAGGUCUCAGCAUUUCAAUGAAAUUCACCAAGCUUAAUAUGAAACUUUCAUGUGAUCAGGAAUAUAUAGAAAUUCAUAAUGGACCAAGCACUUCAAGUCCAUCACUUGGAAAAUUCUGUGGUACGGAAUAUUCAAAAAAUCCGAUCGUGUCUCAAGCCAACAAAGUUUUUAUUGUUUAUCACACUCAGAAUUUCAUUGACAGCAGUAAAGAUUCGGUGUUUGAAAUAGAACUUAUGUCAAUCUCACAAGGUUGUGGUGGUGUAUUAUUAAAGAAGAAUUAUGAAUUUAAGACACCACCGCUUGACAAAAUGUAUCUUCCAAACACAGAAUGCAUUUGGGAGAUUCAAACUUCUGAGGGAUAUCACAUCGGUCUAACAUUCCAAGACAGAUUUUUCAUUGAAGACUCACCAAACUGUACAAAAGAUUAUGUUGAAAUACAUGAUUUUGUGAACAAUGAUUGGCAAGUUCUUGGCAGAAAAUGUGGUCGUGAAUUGCCUCAGCCCUUCAAUUCCACAUCCAAUAAGAUGAGAGUAAUUUUCCGUUCUGAUAGUUCAACUCAAGGUGAUGGAUUUAGUGCAAUUUGGAAUGAGAAUUGCGGUGGUAUUAUUGAAGUUGAUUCUAAGACUAAAAUACUAUCAAGUCCAGGUUUUCCAGGACUCUAUGGUUCAUUAUUGACGUGUAAUUACACUUUUGUCAGCACGGUCCCAAAGAAAUUCAUUAAUCUAAACUUCCUUGAAUUUGAUGUUGAAACGACUGGAACUAAAUGUUUAUAUGACAAUGUAACGAUUUAUAAGUAUCCCGACUACAUCUACGGCACACCGGUUCCUGAAAAAGUUGGCACAUAUUGCGGAAUUGUUAAUCCAGGAAAGUUCAGACAUCGUGAUGUUUCUAUGGUGAUUUUAAGAACUGAUCGAUGGAUUAAUCGUAAAGGUUUUAGCUUAGAGUAUAAAAUCGAUGAUUGUGGUGGAAUCGUCACUAACACGUCAAUGAUAAAAUCUCCUGACUUCAAAGAAAUUAUAGUUGAAGGCUAUUAUCCGGGUAACAUGCAUUGUGAUUGGAAUAUCACAGCACCAGCUGGUAAAAAGAUUGUCAUAAAGUUUGAACAGUUUCUUGCUGAGUAUUCUGAUUAUUGUUCACAUGAUUAUGUUGAAAUUUUCAAUGGUAGUUUAAUUGAUGAAAAGCUUAGAUUAGCAAAACUUUGUGGAAAUUUAUCAUACACAAUCCAACCAAUUUCUAUCAAUAAUAAUUUUGCAAUAAUUCGAUUGACAAGCCAACAAAUGUCAACAUAUUUAGGAUUCUCAGCAGCGGUCAUGUUCGUUCCAAAAUGCGAUCAAAAAAUAGUGUUGAGUUUAGAAAAUCCAUCAUAUGUUCUUGAUAAAGACAAUCAAAUCUAUUCAGAUGUUAUGGAGUGCAUUUAUGAAAUAUCUGGCGAUCCUUUGAGCUCGAUAAAUGUUGAAUUCAACAGUCUUCACUUAUCGGAAUGUGCACCGGAACGAAGUCUUUACAAUUGUAGUUGUGAUUAUAUUGAAAUUAUUGAUGGAAAAGGACCGUUUGGUGAUGUUAUCGGCAGAUAUUGUGGAUCUGAUUUGCCACAUCAUGAUAUAGUAUCAACAAAAUCAUCAAUUUACAUUCGAUUUGUAACCGAUUCAUCUCGUCCUAGCACGGGAUUUAAGCUUACCCUAACAAUGAUAAUGUCACCAUGCGGUUCAAGUCCUUACAACAAUUUUACUGGCAAUGGAACUGAUGAUAUGUACGUGACUUCACCGGUUGUGCCGGGCACUAAUAAAUAUCCACCAAACUUGCGUUGUAUGUGGGUGGCAGAAGCCCCUUAUGGAUAUAGAUUCGAAAUCAUAUUUGAAAAGUUUGACAUUGAAGACUCUCCAAUGUGUGCGAAUGAUACCUUAAAGAUUGAAGACAGCGACAUCACUAAUGCAAUUUCAGAGGGACUUGGCGAUUCGACAAUCUUCCAUGGCAAAAACUAUAAAUCUUUUAACCCCUCUUUCUAUACAGGAACCACUGCCCCGACAGCAGCCCACCUGUAUUGUGGAUCUUCUUUACCUCAAGAAUAUAUAUCACAAAGUAGAAGAAUUCAUAUUUAUUUUAUAACGAACUCAGAGAAAGAGUACAGUGGCUUUAAUUUCACGAUUAAAACUAUUAAAAAUUGCCACAAAAAUUAUACAGCAUUGCAAGGACGAAUGGUUGCAACUGAACGUAUCGAGAGUUGUAAAAACUUCAUCAAAGUACCUCAAAAUUACACAAUUUCUUUGUAUUUUAAUCGUUUUUAUUUAGCUGAAAUUGAUUGUACAAAGUCGUUCCUGAAGAUCUAUGACGGUGAUUUUGAAAAUGGUGUUUUAUUAAAAACUUUUUGUGGAUAUUCAGUACCAGAUCCAAUAUUUUCAAGAACAAAUCAACUUUCAUUUGUAUAUCAUAUUCAAAAGGAUGAGAAUUCAAAUUACUAUGGAAAUUAUGACAUGAUGUAUUUAGCAACCGAUAAAGGUCGUGGAUGUGGUGGGGAAGUUUAUAAUUACGGUGGUGUUUUCACAAGUCCUUUGUAUCCAAGCAAUAAUCGAACCGUUUAUGAUUGUACAUGGUCAAUCACUGUUCCACAAAAUCUCAAAGUUGCCAUAAGAUUUUCUGUGUUUGAUAUGGGAUCAAAAUUGAUGUGUGAAAGUGAUUACGUAGAAAUCUUGGAAGAGUAUGGCAUUGGAGAAAUGACGUCAAUAAAGCAAUAUUGCGGUGGAGAUAACCCAGCUGUUUAUGUGAGCGAAAAAAGCAAACUUUUAGUUCAUCACGUACAGACACUAAACUUUGCUGGAACAGGUUGGACUUUAAAUUUCAUGGGAGUUCAUGAAGGUGCCGAACCUCAAAAUUGGUAGACUCAGCAUUCGACUGAAGAAAAAACAGAAAUAUGAUAUGAAACAUCAUAAAAAAGUCAUUAAAAAUAUUUACAUAUUUCCUAAUAUCUUACUUUUUAAGGAAUUAUUCCUCAAUGACGAUUUAUUUAUGAAGAGAGCUUUUCAAAUAUGUAUAAACUUUGAUGUUGUCUGUAAACAUUUUCAUUAAUAAAAGCAACAACAUUAAAAAGGCGAAAAGAAUUAACUUGUAUUCUCAUGAAACUGCA